UCUUCUUUAAAUCUCACGGUUGAGCGGAGUGCAUUCGAGCCGUUUCCAUCUUUUUCGGUUUUGAUGCAGCAUGUGGUGUAAGUGCAUAAUAUUAGUAUUACUUGUUUGUAUAAUGUCGCCGCUUUGUCUUCCUUCUCGUUUUACUUUCAUCCUUUCGUUUGUCCCUCGUUUUUCGCAUGUUUCUGGACAUGCAUUGAGUUGUUUGUUUUGGGUUUCAGUCGAAGAUCUCUCAUGCCAUAAAUGUAUGUGUUUAUACGUCUUGUUUACUGCUACUUUGGAUUUUAUUUAUAUUUUACUUUGCGGUACGGGAAGAAGCGGGAAGAAAGAUUGCGGUUUUUCUUUUUUUGGUGAGAAAUUAGUCGAUACUUGCGUAUUUGGUUGGUUAGAGACGCUGGAUUGUUGUGAAGUUUUUAUUAGUCCUUGUUUUGUUUUAUUGUGCUACCGAUGAUAAUGUCUUCUGAUUUUGUUGCAGAGUGGGAAAAUCUUGAAGGGUGAUUUGAUUAUUCAUUAAUUAGUAAGGUCUUUGUUCGUAGAAGGCUAAGAUGAGAGACACUGGCAAAGUUCUACGGAGUCAAAAGGUACAGGAGGGUUUGCAAUUUAGUGGAUUGAACAAACCUGAUGCUUACCAUGAGGUCUUGCAGAGUAGAGAAACCCGUAGUCAAAUAUCUGAAUUCAGGAGACAGUUAGAGAUGGAGCAAGUUGUGGCUUGUGAUGCAGACUUCAAGGAGUUUCUGUUAGGUAUCUUAAACUGCUAUGAAAGGGUUGCCCCUGAUAAAAAACGGAAAGAAAAUGGCAGUGCCGACGAGCACAAUGCAGAUUGUGAUGGUGAAGAGAAGAAUGAUCCUCAAUAUGAGCGUUUCCUGGAAAACUUGACUGAGCAUGGAAAGUCUUACGCCCUUAAAUAUGAAAACAAUGGUUCACUGGUUUUCAUCAAAUAUGAAGAAAGGGAUUCAUUUGAAGAGUGUGAUUCUGAACCUCGAAGGAAACUAAGGAGUGCAAUGAAACAGGGAGUUGAAUGCAGCCAGAUGUCUUGUGGAGAGAAUCAGAGAAAGCGUGAUCAUCUACCAUUGGAGACCAACAAAUUGACUGGGAGAAUAUCAAGGGACAGUGUUACGAUUAUUGAUGUAGAUGAUGACGAAAGUACUGGUUCUGACUAUCGAUCUUCUCACCAAACUGCUAAAGCUGUGGACAAAGGAAAUGCAGGUUUAUAUAAAAGCUACAAUCUACCACUGAGGGCUAGAUUAAGGAGUUCCAUGAAGCAAAAGAUUGGAUCUUCCAAUGACGGGCCUGCUUCGGAGAAUCCACAACCAGCAAACAAGACUGAGAAGAGAGGAAGAAAAUUGAGAAGUGAGGUAAUGAGUGAGCAAUGCAACGAGAAAAAUAUAAAAUGUAUGACUAAAGAAUUGGUGCCUGUUUCCGACUAUCGAAGGACUAGAUUGAGAAGUGGCAUGAGGCAAAAGAUUGGAUCUUUUGAUGGCAAGGCUGAUUCAGAGAAUCGAUCCAAGGAUGAUUUCGAAACGAAAAACAAGACAGAGAACAUAACUGGAAGAACAUCAGGAAAAAAAGGGAUGAGUAGGCGAGUCCAAAACAAGUAUACAAGUAAAGAGAUGGUGCCAAAUCCUGAAGAUCAGAUGAGUAGAUUGAGAAGUGGCAUGAAGAAAAACGUUGAAUUUUCCAAUAGCAUGUCUAAUCCAGAGAAUGAUUGGAAACCUGAUUCGCAAUCUACAGAAAAGACAGAGAGCUUGGCUGGUGGAAGAAAAUCAAGAAAGAAGGCGAUGAGUGCGCGAGCGCAUAAUGUACAUCGUAUGGCUGAAGAAGUGGUACCAGAUCCUGAUUAUUUUGAUUUUCUUCAAAGUACUGAAGUUAUAAAUGAUAGUACGGAUGCGGGACGUACAGGAGAACAUGAGAAUAAUGAUGGAGUGCAGAAUCAGACGAAAGAGAAUUAUGACGAUGACUCCUCUGAUAUGGAAAUUAUAGAUAGUGCUUCAUUCCACAAUGCGCUGGAUAACAGCAUCAGGCAGGAGCUUAUGGAAGUUCUCAAUAGACCUUACAACACAGAGGAGCUUGAAAGUCUUUGGCAUAAUGUAAAACAACGUAAACCACUAGAGCGACAUCUAGAUCUGCGCAAUGGCAGGGAAAAAUCCUGUUCCAAGAGAAUAGAUGGGCGUUCCUAUCUCGAUCAGCAUCCUGAUGUGAAAAAAAAGCUAUCCCAAUGCGAAGAUGACAAGCCAGCAUGCCUGAACAUCCUACGAGGCUUUUUCUUUUGGCUUAAGAAUGCUCCGCACAAUCCUUCAUUCAAACCUUGGCUAGAUGCGGAAUGCCUUUCCAUAAAGCCGGAGUCUGCUUCCUUAACCCCACCAUUUAUGGAGCUCAUGAAACUUGAGUUGGUUGACAAGUUCUAAAAAAGGUUAAAUCCACCGUUUUUGCGGCAAAGUUUCGUUCAGGUGCUGGAAUAUACAUGCUUUUUUAUGAAAUAUAUUGUGGCAUUUAUUAACAACAGCGGAAGGUAAUGUUACUGAUGACUGCAUCUGGUUCAACAAUUUCUAGCCUUUUUUUUGUGAUAUGUAUUCACUUUCAUACCCUGAUGUCCAGCAACAGUAAGUAUUUCACAUAUGGUAGUAUUUGGUUCUAAAUGCGACUUGAUUCUGGCUAUUGUUUAUCCCAGCUUAAUAUUGCAUAUAAUAUGUGUUCAUCUUCUAUUAAUAGAGUUCCUGCGGCUGUUCAUUUUUUUCUACUUAAUAGACUAUUACAAGGGAAUGCGAUUAUGUCGAGG
Andrographis paniculata is the source of this 2773-nucleotide messenger RNA. RefSeq lists its product as uncharacterized. The coding region runs from base 543 to 2402 and encodes 619 amino acids. NCBI's taxonomy places the organism in Eukaryota, Viridiplantae, Streptophyta, Magnoliopsida, Lamiales, Acanthaceae. The transcript has 4 exons. The record is from RefSeq and is a predicted model, not a curated record.